AUGGAGAACCAUGACAGCGACAGUGAUGCUUUGGGGAGUUUUUCCGAUGAUUCCGGCGAUAUCGAGCUUACAGACGAGGAAUCUACUGGUCCCACAGAUACGAGAGAUGACCAGCUAUACCAGUUGGAACCGCAAAGAAAUGUCUCUAAAGCAGAUCAGCAGGACGACGAACCCAUGCCAGAUGUGGAAGCUGCGCAUGCUGAUCAAGACCGACUGAUAAACACGGACUGGUGCCAAUGCAAAAAUUGUGUUUUGAUGCCAACUGUAACGGAAAGUAUCUGCUGUAAGGAAAUUACAAAAGUGUCCCAGAAGAUGGAGGAUACAGAGGAAGGUUUGCCAUGUAUCUUGGAACGUCCAGGCUUCGACCCCGUUUGUCUAAAUCCUUACGUGUUGGAAACAGCCUAG
This is a messenger RNA of Pecten maximus, 405 nucleotides long. RefSeq lists its product as uncharacterized. NCBI's taxonomy places the organism in Eukaryota, Metazoa, Mollusca, Bivalvia, Pectinida, Pectinidae. The record is from RefSeq and is a predicted model, not a curated record. The coding region runs from base 1 to 405 and encodes 134 amino acids. The transcript has 2 exons.